This is a messenger RNA of Andrographis paniculata, 2754 nucleotides long. RefSeq names its product DEK domain-containing chromatin-associated protein 3-like. Gene Ontology annotation, molecular function: histone binding; DNA binding. The record is from RefSeq and is a predicted model, not a curated record. The transcript is spliced from 12 exons. The coding region runs from base 155 to 2374 and encodes 739 amino acids. NCBI's taxonomy places the organism in Eukaryota, Viridiplantae, Streptophyta, Magnoliopsida, Lamiales, Acanthaceae. Gene Ontology annotation, cellular component: nucleus. Gene Ontology annotation, biological process: chromatin organization; regulation of double-strand break repair.
GCGCGAAUUAGAGAAGACAGAGAGACACAGACAGCGGAGGAAGAGGGAAAACGAAAACUAGGAUUUCGUUAGGAUUUGAGGGAGAGAUUGGGCAGCAAGGAAUCUUGAAAAUUCAGCCUUUUUGAACUUUGUCACCACUUCAGUUGUUGCUGGUAUGGGUGAAGGCGGUGCAGUGUUAGAGCAGCAUAUUCCAGAGGAAAAUGGUAAUGCUGAUGAGGAGAAGUCGUCCAAGGUGGAUGUCGAUAGUGACGCGUUGAUGGGUACUAAAGGGAAAGACGUCGAUAGUAAUGCUUUGAUGGGUACUAAAGGGGAAGAUGUCGAUAAUGAUGCUUUGAUGGGUACUGAAGGGGAAGAUGGAAAAAGCUUUCAAGAAAUGGAAGAAGACAAUGUACAUAACAUGGAGUCAGAGAUUCAUGUGGAGAAAAGUGUUGAUGAACAUAAGGAAAUUGAUGAAAUUGUGGAGGGUGAAAAGUUUAUAGAAGAAGAGAAGGAAGUAAAGGAAGCAGCUGGAAAAGAUACCGAUGACAAGGGAACCAAGAGUGAGGAAAUGGAGGAAGACACCGAGGAGAAUACCCAUAAUAUUUCAGAGACUAAAGUUGAAGAUGGCAUUGAAGACGUGGAUGAGGAUACAAGAAGUACAGAGGAACCCAGCACAGGGAAGGGAUCAAAGACACGAGGAAGAAGUAAGGGUAGCCCUGGGGAAAAAGACAUAAGCAAUGAUUGCGAACCUGAAGAGAAAACAAAGAAAAAAACACCAUUAAAUAAAACUGGUCGUAAAGCGUUGAAAGAUAAAAAGGAACCAAAAACACCUGCAGCAUCCACAAUUGAGCGCCCUGUCCGGCAGAGGAAAUCUGUUGAGAGGUUGGUGAAUACCAUUCUGAAAGAUUCUGGAAAGGAUUUCCGCAUCAAAAAGGGUCGUGGAACUGCACUUAAAGAUAUUCCAAAUGUGGCUUACAAGUUGUCAAGAAAGAAAACUGAUGACACGUUCAAAUUGUUGCAUACUAUUCUGUUUGGAAGGAGGGGAAAGGCUGCUGAAGUGAAGAACAAUAUAUCAAGAUUCUCUGGUUUUGUUUGGCAUGAUAAUGAGGAAAAACAGAUUACCAAACUGAAGGAAAAACUAGAUAAGUGCAUCAAGGAGAAACUAGUGGAGUUAUGUGAUGUCCUUGAUAUAACUGUUUCCAAGGCUACUACAAGAAAGGAAGAUAUUAUCAGCAAGUUGGUUGAAUUUUUGGUGGCGCCUCAUGCAAAAACCUCAGAAUUACUUGCAGAGAAGGAGCAGUCAAGUAAGAGCAAAAAGAGAAAAAGGGCAAGCAAAUCAACUGCUGACAGUGAUGAUAAAGCAUCAAAAGAUUUGGCUAAGGGCCCAAGCAAGAGAAAGUGUGCAUCUAAGAAGGGUGAGAAGAAAAGCACCAUGCCAGAUUCGGAGGAUGAAUCAGAAGAAGAAGAUGCCAAUGAUCUUCCAGAAAGGUCAGGGGAUGAGAUGUCUGAAAGUGAGGAGAAAGAAACUGAAACUGAAAAACAAAAGGAUGUGGAUGAGCAAGAACAGAAACAUGGUUCAGUAAAGUCUUCUGCAAAGAAAGGAUCUUCUCAAAAAGGCAUAGCCGCGACCAAGAACAAAUCUACCUUGAAAACAGCUAGGGCGCCAAGAAAAUCAGGAGAUGAGAUGUCUGAACUAGCUGAAAGUGAAGAGAAAGAAAUUGAAACUGAAGAGCCCAGUGACGAUGACAAAGGAAAGCAGAAGCAUGUCUCAGAAAAGUCCGCUGUAAGGAAAGAAUCUGCUGAAAAAGCCGCUAGCAAUAAAAAGGCAAGGUCGAAAACAACCAGUCCUCCACCCAAAAAGGGAGCUGCAAAAUCACCUCUGAGCCGCAUGAAAAACACCCGAGAUACAGACACUGGGAAAAAAUCUACUGGCAAAAACAACGAGAAAUCAACUGCAAUCAAAUCGUCUGGUAAGAAGGGAGAAUCCACCCCUGCAAAGAAAUCUUCUCGUAAGAAGAAAGAUGAUUCGACCACUGAAUUGGAACAUUCUGGUGUUAAGACCAGGAAAGCUCCGGUUCCUCGGCGGCUGGCAUCUAAGGAAAGCACUGGGGACAAGAAGGACAAGAAAUCGGAUCCAGAUGACAAUGAACUCCGAAAUGGAAUCGUUGAAAUCCUGAAAGGGGUUGAUUUCAAUAAGGCUACAUUCACCGACAUUCUCAAGAUGCUAGACAAGAAAUUCGCUACAGACUUCACGCCAAGAAAAUCAGCGAUAAAGAUCAUGAUUAAGGAUGAACUUACGAAACUAGCUGAUGCCACUGAGGAAAGUAAUAAAGAGGUGGGCGAAAACACGAGGAAUAACCAAAACCGGGCUUCAGCCAAAGAUUUGAAGUUCUAAAAUGCAGAAGAUCCUACAGAGGGGUAUACAAUGACCUGCACCCAAUGCUGCCGCCUUCAGCUUUGUUCGGAUGCUUACCGGCGGCGAAUAAUCAAUGUGUAUGUAUUUAUUCUGGUGAGCUGUAGUGUUGUAAUUUUACUAUAUGUCUGUAAUGUAGCAGUGUAGUGUAUGAGGGCAAAUUCUGCCUCCUUUAGUGAGAGAAGAGACGUAGAAUUUAAUUUGUUUUGAAUAAAAUAGGUGGAGAUAAAGUGUCAAUGCAGUUCAUUUUCUGUGGUGACACAACCAAGGAGGAUGACACUUACUUUUCUUUUGUUUUAGUUUCUUUUCUUCAGUGAAAGUGGAUCUGUUUUUCUUCAAAUGUGUCCAAUUUUGAGCCAUGA